Messenger RNA from Mycena citricolor, 953 nucleotides. The record is from the annotation of a GenBank genome assembly. Lineage: Eukaryota; Fungi; Basidiomycota; Agaricomycetes; Agaricales; Mycenaceae.
GUCCCCCUCCUCGAUGACGCAGUCAUUCCGACGGUUCGCCGCGCGCGGGCUGCGCGUCAAGAACCUCUUCUCCCCACCGAAGCCUCAGUCACCCCGGCGCAUCGAUCCGGCGCAGAUAUCCCUUCCCCUCGAGCGGCCCGCGGACCGCCCGGCGGCGGCGGUGACGUCCGCGUGGUACGACGACCCGGAGUCGCAGUCGCAGUCGCGUUCGCCCCCGCCGGUGCCACGUGCGAUCGUAGUGUAUCCUGUGUCGGACUCGGAGUCUGGUUCGGAGUCGGGGUCGUCGUACGAGGACUAUCCGGAGGUGUAUAGUGAUGCGCGGGAUCAUGAUGCUGCGCUAGGAUGACUGGGCAGGACUUUCUCUCUGAUACUGCAGCAUAAUCACAGUAGGGGUAUAUCUUUGGUGUACUUACAGUAUAUGCGACAUAUACACCGGCCAAACGACGUUAAGUUUCCUGGUCCGCCGAUUCCAUGGUAGAAUGGCUGUCUAUCAACGGCCCGGGGCACAGGAUCCCAAGGAAUAGACGGUUUGUGCGAGAUGCAAUACCACGGAUGUGAUUCCAGUCAUACUCGAGAUCUCUUAUGCCGCUGGAUUGCGAACGCGCGCAGAGCAUCAAUGUUGCGUUGACCCACUCAUCCCUCGCGACUACUGAAUUGGGUCCAUUUAUUGAGUGCAGGGGACGUGUACAACAUUCGAGAGUGAUGAUCGAGCCGGAGAGAUCAUCACAUCUUCUUUCAGUCUUCUUGUGCGAGAUCAAGCAAGUUCGAGUGAAGAUGCUUGUUGAGGCUAUUCGCGAAACCAGACGUUCGAGAUGCUCGUAGUAGUAAGAAGUGAUGGUGAAGUGAUGGUGGACAGCCACCAUCACUCUUCUCUCCCAAAAAACAUGUCGAACAUCUCCAAAUUGCGCAUCCCCUCCAGCAAGAAGCUUCACUCGAUCUUGAUCUGCUGAAAA